Molecule: messenger RNA, 1206 nt
Organism: Micromonas commoda
Lineage: Eukaryota; Viridiplantae; Chlorophyta; Mamiellophyceae; Mamiellales; Mamiellaceae
Exons: 1
Coding region: 1-1206 (401 amino acids)
Source: RefSeq, a predicted model, not a curated record
AUGGCCGCGACGGAUAGCGGCGGCGCGGAGUCCACUCCGGUGAAAUCCAGCGGGUGCCCCUUCGGCCACGGCGCGAGCGUCUCCGCCGCGCCCCCGCCGGCCACCCCGACGCAGCCCCAUCACCAUCAUCAUCACGGCCCGUCCAUAUCGAACGUCGAGUCUUUCGUGGUGUCCACCGUGCCCCUCGUGCCCGGGACGCGAGACGGCCACUUCGCGCUGGCCGACCUGUGGGCGUCGUUCGAGGAGUGGAGCGCGUACGGCGUGGAGGUUCCGCUGGUGCUGGACGAGGACGACGACGGAGCCGAGGGCGACGGCGAGGUGUUCCAGUACUACGUGCCGUUCCUCUCGGGGAUCCAGAUCUUCGUCGACGCCCCCGUCGAGGACGACGACGGCGCGCGCUCGACCGCCCCGCAGAAGAUCGACGAAGACGAAGACGAAGACAAGACCAAGACGAAGGUGAGCGGCGGGUUCGGCGGGCGCACGCGCACGGGCGAGACCAUACCCGGCCGCGCGCUCAAGUUUCAGUUCAUGGAGCAGGCGUCGCCGUACAGCAGGGCGCCCCUCUCGGACACCGUCGCCUCCCUCGCCGCUUCCGACCCCGCCGUCAACACCCUCCGAUCGGAGCACCUGCACCCGAGCUCGUGGAUGAGCGUGGCGUGGUACCCGAUCUACAGGAUACCCACCGGGCGGUCGCUGCGGGACCUGAGCGCGUGUUUCCUGACGUAUCACUCGCUGUCCACCGCGCGCGGCGGUAACGCGAGAGGAGAAUGGGGGGAAAAAUCGGAAGGAGCCGGGCGGGAAGGAACCGGGGACGGCGCGGAUGGAGACGGGGAUCCCAGGAGCGCGGUGUGGAUCGACGCGGUGGGGUGCCCGCCGCCGCCGCCCAUCAGCGCGCACGGCGAGCGGGUGAUUCGGACGAGGGCGGAGAAGAUCUCAUCGGGUGCGGGCGCGGCGGGCGAGGGAGGUCGCGGGGGCACAGCUGGCGGCGGCGGCGGGGGAACGUCGUCGUCGAGUAUUUCUGAGGCUGCGUCGACGCCGACGCCGCUGCGGGCGUUCGGGCUGAGCUACUAUAAGCUCCGCGGGGAGAUGUGGCACGCCAAGGAGGUUGCGGACUGGCUGGCGAUGAUGACGGAUGGCGCGUUUUCGUGGUUGAAGCGGCUCAAGGUGAUACACCCGGACUUUGAGUUCUUCUCGCACCACGGCUGA